AUGAAUGUCCUUGCACAGGAAUCCUCAAACACUGAGGAGCGCGCCGAGUUCGUCGCGGCCAAGUUCUCCAAGCUAAGGACUAGAUUCUCUUCGACCUUGCACAGAAUGUCCCAGACUUCCUCAGCCGCGAACGAAUCGACGCUGAACGUGUUGUCGAGAAUGUGGAAGUCCGACAUCAUUGUUCUUCUCGAUAUAUGCUCUAGGCUUGUGAAGUUGCCGCUGAUGACCCGAUAG
Molecule: messenger RNA, 234 nt
Organism: Colletotrichum spaethianum
Lineage: Eukaryota; Fungi; Ascomycota; Sordariomycetes; Glomerellales; Glomerellaceae
Exons: 1
Coding region: 1-234 (77 amino acids)
Source: RefSeq, a predicted model, not a curated record